AGUUGUCGAUGCCGAUCGUGGACCCGGCUGAACUGAAGAACUCCUCUCACCUGGACUCAGACACGGAGCAGCAUGGUUGACAACGCGAGUUUGGCAACGAACUCGGCUUUGGUGAGUUUCUGCUUUUGGAGAAGUUUGGUUUUGGAACGGUUUCUUUUUCGAUGAUAGUUGCUGUCAAACUUUUUCCGGUUUUCCCACGGUCAAACUCUAAACUGUUUUUAACGCCGCCUUCAUGCGUUUUUGUGAAUGUAUUUUCUAUGUUCUGGCAGCAAAGCUUCUCGUCCAGCAGCCUCCAGGCUCCCUCCGCCUCCUCACACACCUCCUACCCCGGCAGCGGUUCGGUCCAACACAGCGGCGGCAUGAAGCUGGAGGCGGUCAUGGAGAACCUCCAGCGGCAGCAGGCGGCCCGCCUCGCGCUGGAGGAGAAGCUUCGGCAGGCGGAGAAGGGGAAGCACCUCCGCUCGAUGGUCGAGUCCCAGAUGAACCAGCAAGCCCUGGCUUUCCGACACUACCAGGCGGCAGUGCGAGGCGCAUUCGCGGCCGGAGUCGGAGGCUCCCCUCCCGGGAUGUCGCUGCCGUACAUGGAGGUCCGGAGAGCGGACGAUGACAUGAACUCCUCCGGUAAAGACGAGGACGACGCGGAAGUGCCGGGCGUCCUGGAGGAUGAUGAUGAUGAAGAAGAAGAAGAAGAAGAUGACGUCGGCUUGAGCCUCUGCCAGCAACGGCAACCCUCGCUCCAGGAAGCGUCCCCUAAGAGCGCCCCGGUGAACCACUUAUCCCGAGUCCCCGGGCCCCUGCUCCUGGCUCCGGGCCGCUGCCCCGAGUCGCCUCCUCUGCAGCCGCACGCCCAGCACCACGAGUGGACCUAUGAGGAGCAGUUCAAGCAGCUCUAUGAAUUAGACGAUGAUGAAAAGCGCAAAGAGUUUCUCGACGAUCUCUUCAGCUUCAUGCAGAAACGUGGGACUCCUGUGAAUCGGAUUCCUAUCAUGGCCAAGCAGGUGUUGGAUCUCUACAUGCUCUACAAGCUUGUCACCGAAAAAGGUGGCUUAGUGGAAGUCAUCAAUAAGAAGAUAUGGCGUGAGAUCACCAAAGGCCUUAACCUCCCUACCUCCAUAACCAGUGCAGCUUUCACGCUCCGAACACAGUAUAUGAAGUACCUUUACCCUUAUGAAUGUGAAAAGCGAGGACUGAGCUCGCCUGGUGAGCUGCAGGCAGCCAUCGACAGCAAUCGAAGAGAAGGCCGACGACAGAGUUAUGGCUCGGCCAUCUUCAGCUACUCCCCAGUGGGGACCCCGACUCUCCUGUCCUCACCAAAUAUGGAGAUGCCCUGUUUACAGAUGCCGUCCCACAGUGCCCACAGUGGCCACAUCUCGCAGGUGCCUGUCAUCAAGAAAGAGGAGUCUGUGAUGGCGGGGUACGCGGCCCCUCGUGUGACACUCCCCAUGACCCCCGGUGGUCACCACACAGCUGCUGUGGUGCAGGCCGCGGCUUUGGAGCAGCUACGGGAAAAGCUGGAGAUUGGAGAGCCGCCAGAGAAGAAGGUGAUGAUGGUGACGGAGGAGCAGCAGCGGUUGAUGCAGCACGCCCUGCAGCAGAACCUGCUGGCCAUGGCCACUCAGCUGCCGCUGACCAUCAAGCUCAACAACAGAGAUGAUAGACAAGAGAGCGCAUUGAACCUGUCUACCAGCGGCAUUAGCAGCAUCAACAUGUCAAUAGAAAUAAAUGGAGUUGUCUACACAGGCGUCCUCUUUGCUCGGCAGCUGGCCCUCGCAGGACUCGGGGGCCACCACAGCAAGCACAGCAACGGUCCGUCUCAGGGAAAGAGCAGUCCUCCGCAGUUGCAGCCCUCGUGCUCCUCCUCCUCCUCCUCCUCCUCUUCAUCAUCUUCUACCUCCUCUUUGCUUGGACACAAAAGCGCCCUGCCCUGAGCGUCCUCCUCGCUCCACUCAUUUAAACCCAUCAUUGUGUCCAAGUCGCGCCCCUCCUCCUUUUAGACUUCAUCAAUGCAGCGUGGAAGGUUUUGAUCGCCGUGGUGCGAGACUGAUUUCUGAAGAAGCAGAUCCUCCACUGAAUCUGACAGGAGCCUUCUGUCUGACACCAAAGAAGCUGGCUCCUCCAGCCAAACUACAGAAGGUCAGCACUAUCAAACCAACUGUCGUCUGGACAGGGAAACAUUUCUCCUGACGCAACUGCAGCGUCACUGCACAUCCUCACCUGACACCAGCACCACGAGACCCACCUGCAUGUCCACCCCACCUCACCAGUGUGCUCCUGACUCCACCAAGCUUCGCGUCCUUCCAUGUUCUGAGAAACACUUACCUGAUCACACCACAGGCGCUGGAGUCACGUUUCCUGUGUCACUCUCAUGUAGUCUAGUGCGCGGAGAAGGACAGAUGGACAUGAGAUGGUUCCUCUUAAAGAGCUUUAGCAGCGGUAACACAAAUCAGCAGAUGAAUAAACAACAGUGCCGUUUGUCUUCUGCAAUAUUUACAGGUGACGUGUUUAACAGCCAAAGAAGCCCUGCCAGUUCUGCUGUGCGUCUCAGGCAGGCUCUCCCUCGGUGUUGGUCUUCUGGCUAGCUGCUCCUCCCCCUCCUCAGAGCUGCCAUCACGCUCAGCUCUCCCGCCCCCCAAACUACCUGAUCAACCAGCCUACCUCCAUGUCUCCUUCACUCCUCCUCCUCCCCCUCUUCAGUCAUCAGUUCCUUGAUCAUAACUUUUGUAUAUGCACGGAAAUAUGAAGCUGGUCUCAUCUAUGACACACACAAAUAUCACUUUAGAUUAGGGAAGACUUAUUUGCCAUUAAUAAACAUAUUACUUGCUUAUUUACAGUUAAUACUUAAUGUUUACAGUGAACUUAUUGACUAUUCCCUGUAAAAUCUAGUCUGUUUUAACAAGACACAAAUCAAUACUUCAUAAUUAUUUGCUAAUAUGCUGCUAAUACACAUUUGAGUAUGUAGUUUAUUUAGAGUAAUAAUUGUUCCCUAAUCUAAAUUGCAAUAUCAUAAUGCACUCAUAAGGCUCUGUAGAACAUGUUGUAUAAUCAUAAUAUGGUUGAUAAAGCAUCAUAAAUUGUGGACUUUAUAAA
This is a messenger RNA of Synchiropus splendidus (mandarinfish), 3087 nucleotides long. RefSeq names its product AT rich interactive domain 3C (BRIGHT-like) (gene arid3c). Gene Ontology annotation, biological process: regulation of transcription by RNA polymerase II. Bases 162 to 1928 code for a protein of 588 amino acids. NCBI's taxonomy places the organism in Eukaryota, Metazoa, Chordata, Actinopteri, Syngnathiformes, Callionymidae. The transcript has 7 exons. Gene Ontology annotation, cellular component: nucleus. The record is from RefSeq and is a predicted model, not a curated record. Gene Ontology annotation, molecular function: DNA binding.